Molecule: messenger RNA, 906 nt
Organism: Cylicocyclus nassatus
Lineage: Eukaryota; Metazoa; Nematoda; Chromadorea; Rhabditida; Strongylidae
Source: the annotation of a GenBank genome assembly
AUGCACGUAUUGCCUGCGCCGCACGGCAUGGGUGCGCGCGGUGACAUCGGCGACCAUCCCCGGCCUGCCAAGGAGACAUCCAUGUUCAAUACCCUGCUGGUCGCCCUGGACGGCGGCCCCCAGCACGCGCGCGUGCUGGACCUCGCCGCGGCCAUCGCCGGCCCGCGUAGUCGCCUGCACCUGCUGUGCGUGCUCGAUCCCGAAUUCGCGCUGGCCGCCGAUGCCAGCGAAGCCGACCGCAUCGAGUAUCCGGAAGCCGCCCGCCAGCGCUCGCGCGCCGAAGCGGUGCUGGCCGAAGCCUUGGCCGAACUGCGCGAACGCGGCGUCGAUGCCAUCGCGCAGAUUCCCUCCGGCGAUCCCGGCGAAGUCAUCAGCGAACAGGCCAAGCGCCUGAAGUGCGACCUGAUCGUGAUCGGCCACCGCCACCUGUCCCGCCUGCAACGCCUGUUCGAACCCUCGAUCGGGCAAUGGACCAUCGACCACGCGCCCUGUCCGUUGGGUCGUGGCGAGCAGGCACUGCUCGCUGCGAUACGCCAACUGCGCGAGCCCGACCUGCGGGCCGAUGGGCUGGCCGGGUUGAGCGACCUCGGCCUUGAUCCCGAGGGCUGCGGCGCGUUCAUCAACCUGCUGCCGCUGCUGGCCACGCCUGCCGCGCCGAUAGAUCUGCUGCGGUCCGGCUCGCCGUUCAUCGCCGCCAGCGAACUGGACCUGCUGGCCUGCCUGCUGCGUAUUGCACAGUGGCGGCACGCACGCCCCCGCGACGACGACACGCUGGCGCCGUUGCGCCGGCAACUGGCACGCUGUGCAUUCGUGGUGCACGCGGCGAAGCUGCCACUGCGGCAGCGCUCGUUGUCACCGGUCGGGCUCCGCCUGCUCGAUCCGGCCGGCUGGCUGCGGCAGCGAUGA